UCCUUUCUUCACAACGGCAACGACUUGUCUCCUCUCGUUGUUCUUAUAGGAUCGAAGAAAGCUUAUAUUAAGUUAAAAUGGGCGGCGAGGUGGUGGAGGAAUCCGCCGACCCGGCGCCCGGCGGUGGCCCGCGGGCUUCUUCUUCGCGGCCGAAGCUGACCGUCCUCCCGCUUAUUGCCCUCAUAUUCUUCGACGUCUCCGGCGGCCCCUUUGGCGUGGAGGACUCUGUAGGAGCCGGCGGCGGCCCGCUCCUCUCCCUCCUCGGCUUCCUCUUCUUCCCCCUCCUCUGGUCCGUCCCGGAGGCCCUCGUGACAGCAGAGCUCGCCGCCGGCUUCCCGUCGAACGGCGGCUACGUCCUUUGGAUCUCGUCCGCCUUCGGCCCCUUCUGGGGCUUCCAGGAGGGCCUCUGGAAGUGGGCCAGCGGCAACCUCGACAACGCCCUCUACCCCGUCCUCUUCCUCGACUACCUCAGCCCCUCCCUCUCCCCCGCCGCCCGCGCCGCCGCUCUCGCCGCCAUCACCGCCGCCCUCACCUUCCUCAACUAUCGCGGCCUCCACAUCGUCGGCCUCUCCGCCAUCCUCCUCGCCGCCUUUUCCCUCUCCCCCUUCCUCGCCCUCGCCCUCCUCGCCCUCCCCAAGAUCCAGCCUCGCCGCUGGCUCGCCCUCGAUCUCCGCCGCGUCAACUGGCGGGGCUACUUCAACAGCAUGUUCUGGAAUCUCAAUUACUGGGACAAGGCCAGCACGCUCGCCGGCGAGGUCGAGGACCCCACUCGGACCUUCCCCCGGGCGCUCUACGGCGCGGUGGUCCUCGUCGUGGCCUCCUAUUUGAUCCCCUUGCUCGCCGGCACCGGGGCGAUGGAUGGGUCGACGACAGAUGAGUGGACGGAUGGCUACUUUGCUCAGGUCGGGUUGGUGAUUGGGGGACCCUGGCUCAGAUGGUGGAUCCAGGCCGCCGCGGCGAUGUCGAACAUGGGACUGUUUGAGGCCGAGAUGAGCAGUGAUUCGUUUCAAUUGCUCGGAAUGAGUGAGAUGGGGAUGCUUCCGGCGUUCUUUGCUAUAAGAUCAAAGUAUGGAACCCCAACCAUUAGCAUCUUAUUCUCUGCAACUGGGAUUAUUUUCCUGUCAUGGAUGAGCUUUCAGGAGAUUCUGGAAUUCCUUAACUUCUUAUAUGCUUUGGGGAUGCUUCUAGAGUUUGCUGCUUUUAUAAGACUCAGAAUCAAGAAGCCAGAUCUUCACAGGCCAUAUAAAGUUCCAGUAGGGACAUUGGGCGCAGUGCUGCUUUGUUUGCCUCCUACUUUCCUGCUCAUUCUUGUCAUGUGUCUGGCCUCCGCCAGGACAUUUAUUGUGAGCGGAAGUGUAAUGCUAUUCGGGGCUCUUCUAUAUCCUGCUAUUGAACACAUGAAGAGAAGAAAUUGGAUUGAAUUUAUUUCCACAUCUGAGCUUUCUCAGAGUAGUUUUGAAUCUGGCCAAACACAACAGCAAGUUAUAGAUGAGGCUUCUGUGAAUCUUUUGCCAGAUCGUUCAUCUGGCAAAACAGAGCCAGAAGACCCUGAAAUUGACUUGGAAGGGGUUUUAAAAGUAGAAUAGUAAAGCCAUGUACACAUACAUGAAUCUUUGCAGAAUUGAUGAUACUUAAGCCUGUAAGGUAAUUCACUGUCUGCAAAUGUAUCUAUUUUUUUUGACUAAAGAAAAGGUUUAUUAUGAGUCGGAUGACUCAUUGUAUAGAUUUA
Messenger RNA from Phoenix dactylifera (date palm), 1729 nucleotides. It is a transcript of the gene PUT5, whose product is annotated as Amino acid permease family protein. Gene Ontology annotation, biological process: transmembrane transport. The record is from RefSeq and is a predicted model, not a curated record. Lineage: Eukaryota; Viridiplantae; Streptophyta; Magnoliopsida; Arecales; Arecaceae. Gene Ontology annotation, cellular component: membrane. Gene Ontology annotation, molecular function: transmembrane transporter activity.